CCAAGUUUAGAUAACUGAGAGAACAAUGCAGCAAUUCGUCAUAUCCCUUCUGCUCCUGAUUUCCACAGUUUGCGCUGCUAUGGCGGAUAGUCCUCCGGUUGAUGGCGUGCCGGCUAACUGCCUCAAUAAAAACUUCAACGUCGAUCCAUUCGAGUGCUGCAAAACGCCAAAGCUCCUGGAUGAGAAUGUAGUCAAAGAAUGCGUCAAAUUAUUCCCUUCACCGCAAAAUGCUCAGGACGAACUAAAACCCGAUUGCAUGUCGGAGUGUGUGAUGAACAGCACGAGGAUCUUCGAUCGACGACAGAACGUGAACGAUGCCAAAGCAAUGGAGACCUUCCUUGAGAAAAUAAACGUCAACUCGAUCUGGGCGGAUAUCUCGGAAAAGGCCGUCAAACAGUGCCUGGAUGAUGCCGACAACCGUAAGGCAGAGUUUACAAAGGAAAUGAAUAGCUUGCAACAGAAGUUUCCUAAAGAGCGAAUCUGCUCACCAUCAGCCGGAUUUAUCAUGGAAUGCGUCCAUGUUUUGGUUUACAAGAACUGUCCGGCAUCAAUUUUCAAGGAUAACUUGGCUGGUUGCCCUGCCAUCAAAAAGCACCUGAAUGUGGAUAAUUGCCCAUUCUAUACGAUAUUCCCGGAGAAAAAGGAUACCAAGACGAAGAAGCGUAAUUAGAUUAAGUUCUAUUAUGAUUGUUAAGCUAUAUUGGUGGUGGGACUCAAUGUUAAUAAUUCCAAAGCGCAUGCCUUUAUAAUAAACAUAGACAAAACAAGCCAA
Molecule: messenger RNA, 772 nt
Organism: Armigeres subalbatus
Lineage: Eukaryota; Metazoa; Arthropoda; Insecta; Diptera; Culicidae
Exons: 3
Coding region: 26-670 (214 amino acids)
Source: RefSeq, a predicted model, not a curated record